Oryzias melastigma (Indian medaka) is the source of this 3876-nucleotide messenger RNA. It is a transcript of the gene kaznb, whose product is annotated as kazrin, periplakin interacting protein b. The transcript has 18 exons. The record is from RefSeq and is a predicted model, not a curated record. Bases 1027 to 3585 code for a protein of 852 amino acids. Gene Ontology annotation, molecular function: protein binding. Lineage: Eukaryota; Metazoa; Chordata; Actinopteri; Beloniformes; Adrianichthyidae.
AAAAGAGGGGGCUGUGAUGCAGCAGGAGAGUGCUGUGGUCAGGUCCCGGGUGAGCUCGCCCUGCAGAGCUGUGGUGUGAGAGAUGUCUCCACCACAAGUUUUUUUUCCUUUUGGAAAAACAGAGGCGAACUCUUCAGCGUCAACCUUCAAACGGUGAUAAAAUAAAGUGAACAACUGUGUCAGUUUUGUCUUCAAGUGGACUUUAGUAGCAGUUCAGCUGUGCCUUCAAGGUCUGAGAUGGUAUUUCAGGAUCUGAGUGUGUCCUCGUGUGAUCCACGCUGUUAUCUUCAUAGUGGCUUGUUUGCACUUUGCUUCUCCAGAACUUCUGCAAUUUUUGCCAGAAUUUUUCCACAUUUUUUUUUUUUUAUUACCCGUGCACCCCUCUUCCUCAUCCUCUCCCCCAUCAGCACUGGAGAAGAUGAAGCACUAGAGUUUGCUAGACUCUGUUCCCAGCAGCAGCUUCAGCUUUAAGAUGGAUCGAGGCAAUUUGCAUUGGGUGGGAGGGGGUGCAGCAGCACAAGAAAAAGAAAUGUUACUGCUGAGGCCCUGCAAAUGAGGACUGUGGGGAGGGGAGGAGGGAGUACAUGUGUGCACAUGUGUGGAUAGUCAAAUAGCAAAGCAGCAGUCUUUCUCUGCGACUCGCAGGAACAUCUACUUUAGGGUGAGGACUGCGUCCAACUUUUACCCACCGAGGACGACUCCCCCCUCCACUCCCUCUGCGAAAGGACUGUCAGUCUGAAGAGGAAGAUCAGAGAGCCGGCAGAGGAAAUGUGCCUCAAGAUCCCACGCUACCUGCUCUGCAUAACUCCCCAUCCCAGCUUCAAACCCAAACGAGAAGUUUCUCCCUCUCCUGCACACACUUAGAUCCUGACAGCCCCCCCCUCCUCUUAUGAUCUGUGCAGUUAUAUCAGUGAGAGCAGAGCGCCGCUGCAUUCACUCCUCAGCAGCAGCAGCAGCAGCAGGACCAGAGGAGAGCGGUCAUCUCCACACAUCACAUCCCAGCUGACUGAAGCCUGCGGGACAGCUAUGGAGGACACCCUCACCUCCAGUCACGCCACCUUCUCUCAGGUGUUUGGACGCCAGGGACAGCUCAUGCAAGCCACUGUCCAGUCACUGAACAGCCUGAACGACCAGAUUGCUCAGUUCAUGGUGACCCGUCCGUGCAGCCCGGCGGAGGAGGAGGAGGAGGCCUUCCUGACGGGAGAGAGGCAUACCCUGAGGAAGUCGAUGACAUUGAUGAGACACCUGCUCGUGGAUGCUCAGGGGAAAAUCCUUAAAAUGAUGGAGGACAACAAACAGCUGGCCCAGAGGAUUGAUGGGGCCAUCCAGUCUGCCAGUCAGGAAGUGAUCAACCUCCGCUCUGAGCUCUCGGCCACCAGCCGCAGACUGGCAGAGCUGGGUGCCAGCAGCCCCCCUGCCCUGGAGAACCACCACCAUCUCAACCACCGCGAUGGCAGCCUCCACUACCGAGAUCCUUCAGUGCAUCACAGGCAGAAGGCGAGGAUGACAGACAUGUGCUACCCAACGGAGAUCUCCAGCCUGAUGGACUUUGGCACUGCAGACUGCACGCUAGGCAAAGUCUUGCUGCGGGAAGAGGUGGCCCAGCUUCAAGAGGAGGUCCACCUGUUGAGGCAAAUGAAGGACAUGUUGAGUAAAGACAUGGCAGAAACCCAAGGAGGCUGCUCCGCCAAUCUCCUCUCCGCCACAGAGCUCCGUGUUCAGCUGAGCGAGAAGGAGCAGGAGCUGGAGCGGGCCAAGGAGGUCUUACAAGCCAUGAAAGCCGACCGUAAGCGACUAAAAUCGGAGAAAGCUGACUUAGUGAGUCAGAUGCAGCAGCUGUACACAACACUGGAGAACAGAGAGGAGCAGUUGAGGGAAUUCAUCCGGAACUACGACCAACACAGAAAGGAGAGCGAGGAUGCAGUGAAAGCCUUGGCAAAGGAGAAGGACAUUCUGGAGAGGGAGAAAUGGGACUUGAGGAGGCAAACCAAAGAAUCCACGGAGCAGGCCGGCAUCCUGCGCUCUCAGAUGGACAUGAAGGAGAACAGGAUUAAAGAGCUGGAGGCUGAGCUCACCAUGGCAAAGCAGUCUCUGGCCACGCUGACAAAAGACGUACCGAAACGACACUCUGUGACCAUGACGACAGAGCCGAUGGUAAACGGCAGUCAGGAGUGGGUGAUGCAGGCUGACCUUCCUCUCACAGCCGCCAUCCGCCAGAGUCAGCAGACUCUUUACCACGGCCACGCCAACGACCGACAAGCUGUGGUCAGGAUCAGCCCCUGCCACUCUCGUCAGCCCUCUGUGAUCUCAGACGCCUCUGCAGCCGAUGGGGACCGAUCGUCCACACCCAGCGACAUCAACUCCCCCCGCCAUCGGACUCACUCCCUCUGCAAUUCUAUGGAGGACCUGGAGGAUCAGAAACGUAAGAAGAAGAAGGAGAAGAUGACUCUGGGAUCGCUAUCGCGGGUGUUCACUCGGGGCAAGCAGCGCAAGUCACUGGAUCCCGGCUUAUUUGAUGACUCUGACAGCACACAGCACAGCCUGUCUGACGGGGAGGAGCAGCUGGACCGCCUCCAGCAGGUGGAGCUCACCAGAAACACCUGCAUGUCGCUGUGGAGGGCGGGAGCAGUCCAAGCUUGGCUGGAGGUUGUCAUGGGAAUGCCCAUGUACGUGCGAGCCUGUUCGGAAAACGUCAAAAGUGGCAAGGUUCUGCUGGGCCUGACGGACGAGGAUUUAGAGCUCGGUCUGGGUAUCAGUAAUCCAAUUCAUCGCAGGAAAGUUAGACUGGCCAUUGAAGAUUACAGGAGGGCUGAAGGGGCACAGGGACUAUCAAAAGCCUCUGAGAUGGACCAUCAUUGGGUUUCCACGUCGUGGCUGAGUGACGUGGGUUUGCCGCAGUACUCCCAAACCUUCCACGCGCACUUAGUGGACGGACGAGUGCUGAACUCUCUGAGCCGCAGAGACCUGGAGCGGUUCUUCAACGUCAGCGACCAGUUCCACCAGACCAGUCUGCUGCUGGCAAUCCAGCUCCUGCAGAUGCUCAGCUUUGACAAAGAGGCCCUCCAGGCGCGGCGGACAAAAUGUGAGCACCAGAACCAGGACCCUGUUGUUUGGACGUGUCACCGAGUGAUGAAGUGGAUCAGGGACAUAGACCUCAAGGAGUUUGCAGACAAUCUUCCGGGUAAAGGCGUUCACGGAGCCGUGAUCGCUCUGGAUCCCUCCUUUGACACUGAGGCCAUGGCUAAAGCUCUGGGAAUCCCCGGAAACAAGCACAUGCUGCACAGACACCUUUAUGAAGAGAUGAAGUCACUGUCUGUCCCUCCCUGCGACACGGAGCAGGACGCUGAAGUCGUCUGCUCCUCUGUGCCUCAGGCCGUCAAUCGUUUUGCUGAUGAGAGGGUGUCACUGAGAAGAACAGGAAAGAGUUCACUGAGGUUGCGUGCAAACAGUCACUCUGUGGAGCGCAGCCUGGGCCUCCACGGUAACUGCGGCUCUCUGCCCAGAGAAGCCAGAGUUCAAGCCAUUUCCCGUGCCAAAGGCAGCCCGAUGCACACUUACAAGAGUGUUGAAAUCACCAACGUGUGACUCAGCCUCUGACAUCUUCGCCACUGUUUACACUGUGUUGGUACUUUAACUGUUUACAGUUGAGAAAGACGAGCACUCAAAACAUUAUAAAGGUGGAAAAGAGUAUAUAUAAAAACAUAGAAACACACAUGGGAGGAUUUUCCAUGAUUUAGUUAUUUUUACUUUGAGUUUGCAAGCAAAGUAUUCUAAAAUAUUUGUAUUUUAUGCAGCAUAGUACUGACAGGGAAGGUUAAUAUUGUAAAGAAAAUAAAUAAAUUCAGAGCCCCUUUAUUGCCUUAUAAAAAAUAGAAA